UCGUCUCUUCUAACAUUUAUAUUGAAUUGUGUCUUUUUUUACAAAAUAUAAUCAUUAUAUUGAUUAGAGUACGAGAUCAUUAGAUCCUGGAAUUUAACUAGACUAGAAAAUCAAACAAGCGAAAUGUAGUCGGGUACAAAGAGAGGGCUUUUCUAGCCACCAAGUGGGGUACCUUAUUAUUACUCCGUCAUGCAAACCCACAUUAAACCCAUUGUGAUUUGCCAAAUAACGCAUGACCUCCUCCAUAAUGGCUCUUGUCCGACUAUCACGGGCGUCUCCCUGACUGAGUUUAUCAAUGAUCACUUUGGCAUCCCCUUCGAGCCUUGUCUCAGUACACCUAGUCACAAAACACUAGAGAAUAGCCUCCCGAAGAGCUAAAAAUUCAGCAAUCAUAGGGUCAUCAAUAUGCAGGAACUGCACACCUUUAGCUAAGAGGACCCUCCCUCCAUGGCUUACGAUAACCAUUCCUCUAGUCGAAUGGGAUCCACGCCCGUUUGCCCCAUCCCACAUACAUACAACAGAAUUCAGGGGACUCACUCCCCAAAGAGUGCACACGUAGGGUGGCCAAAUGCUAGUGAGUAACGUCAACUGGCAAAGAGAUCCAUUUUUGGUACUGCUGGUGAAAUUGACACAUUAACGUUGGGAUCCCAUAUUGUUUGCCUUCAAACACAACUCAAUUUUGUGAGCGCCAGAUCCUCUAGAGGAUCGCAACAACGGCCAUAAACAAUUGUGGUUGGUGUAUCACCAACAACAACUUUUUAAGGAAGAGGGGAAAAGUGUGACGAGGGAAACCCUAACCAAGUUAAUCCAAGCCCGAAUGAUCCCAUAAAACCCUAGCCACAGGGCACUCUAGAAAAAAAUGCUCUAAUGUUUCCGACUCUGCCCAACGGACCGAACACCUAGGUAACACCUGGGCCUUUUUCUCAAUAAGGGCUUCCGUCAUAGGAAGGAUCCGGUGGAAAAUUUGCCACAUAAACACUUUUAAUUUUGGUGGAAUAUUCGAGUCCCACAGGCAAAUCCAACUUGACCUAUCCAUCCAACUAGCCAAUGAUUUCCACCGCCCUUUCUUCUUAUCCAAUAACAUUGCCAGAUGAUAGGCAGACUUGACCAUGAAUACCCCAUCCCUCGUGUCAUGCCAUAUCAACCGAUCCUCUACAUCCUGACGCAGAAGAGGAAUAGCUUUGACAGAACGCACAGUAACUGGAUCAAACCAUUGGCCAAGUUUAGUGUCACACAACUGAACCUCAGCUGGACAAAUCACCUCCUCCACCUUUGGGAUAGCACCCUCCGGCACCACUUGAUGAUUGUAAACAGGGGCAUCGGGUGCAAUUGCGGCAUCCAACUGGAUUGUAGCAGGAGAAUUUGCCUUCCAUUACCAACCUGCCACUGCAAACCCUUGUUCAAUAACUCUCAGCCGAACAUGAUACUUUGCCAUUGCCACGAAGGUCUAGAUCGAGCAGUAGCCUCUAUGAAGGUCCAUUUAAGGAAGUAUUUUCCCUUGUAUACUUGGGAAAGCAGAGAUUCAGGUUCAUUAAGGAUCCGCCAACCAAUCUUGGCCAAGAGAGCCUGGUUAAAGUUUUCAAACCGUCGAAAUCUCAUCCCCCCAUCAUGCUUACUCCGGCACAUAUUCCUCCAAGACACCCACCGUACCCGGGACUGGCCUCCUUCAAAGCCCCACCAGAAUCUGGCUAUACGUCUGUCUAAGAGACGACACAGGGAAAGAGGGAGUUUGAAGCAAGACAUAACCUGUAAUGGAAGAGCCAAAGCGACUGAUUUGAUCAAUGUCUCUUUUGCUGCCCAAGACAGAGUCCGCUACUUCCACCCAUGAAGCCUAUCCAAUAGCUUGCCUCCAAAAAAUGGAAUGUGGUCAUUUUGGACUGGGCAACCAAAGUUGGCAAUCCCAGGUAUUUAUCCUAGACCCCCAUAGCCCUUACCCCCAGUAUAUGAGAAAGAAAUUAUUGGUCCGCAGAGAAUAUUUUUGCUAAAGCAUACUGCCGAUUUAGCCAAGUUUACUCUCUGACCACUGAGUUCCUCGUAUUCAUUUAGAACCUCAAUCAGGUUCUCACUUUCCUGGAGAGUCCCUCUAAGGAGUAAAUAGGUUUCAUCUGCAAAGAACAGAUGUGAAAUUCGAUGAGCGUGCGGGUCCACUUUAACCCCUUAUAGUCUACCAGCCGAGAUAGCCCUUUGGAGAAGAGUCGCGAACCCUUCCGUGCAGAUCACAAACAGGAGAGGGGAUAGAGGGUCCCCCUACUGGAGGUCUCUAGAGGGCGUAAAUAACCCCAAGGGGGUUCUAUUCAUCAAAACUACGAAUGACAUUGAUUGGAGACACUCUUGGACCCAACGUUGCCAGCUAGAGUUAAAACCUAAUUUGUUCAAAAUCGCAAGCAGAAAGGGCCACUCGACUCUGUCAUAGACCUUUUCCAUGUCAACCUUAAGGGAUAUGUACCCUUUCUUAAUUUUGGUUUUGAUUUUCAAAUAAUGCAUUAGCUCAUGCCCAAGCAGGACAUUCUCCACUAUUUGCCGUUCACGAAUGAAGGCGUUCAGACCUUCGGAGAUGAUUUGCAGAAGGAUUUGGGCUAGCCUAUUAGACAUGAUCUUAGUUAUGAUCUUAUACACAAAUUGGCAUAAGCUUAUCUGUCUAAUUUGUCUCAUGUCCUCAACACGGUCCACUUUAGGGAUUAGUGUCAACCAGGUGAUUAAAACUUUGGAGAAGCCAGCUCGUAGUAAAGAAAGAAUGAACUGCUUCUAUGACCGAGUCACCCAUUAUAUCCCAAAAAGACAUGAAAAAUUUGGUUGUGAACCCAUCAGAUCUUGGAGCCUGCUUUGAGCCUAUGGAGAAGACGAUUCGACGAAUUUCAGUAGGUAGGACUUCUGCCGUAAGAUUCACAUUCAUCUCAUUUGUUACUUUGCGUGCUAUCGGUAGGUCCUCAAUCCCGGCUUCCAUGUUAAGGACGUGAUUCUUAGAGGUGAAAAGGGUUUGAUAAAUAUCAACGACGAUAUCAGCCUUGCCUUUCUCCUCGGUAAUCCAUUCUCUAGCUUCAUUUCGCAAUCUAGACACAAAGUUCCUUUUUCUGCGAGCCCUCGUAAUUGUAUGAAAGUACGGCGAAUUCUUGUCGCCCUUUUUUAGCCAACGAACCCGAGACUUUUGUUGCCAAUAUAUUUCCUCUGCAUCCCAUUGUCGACUCAAUUCAGUCUCCAAGAUUCGUAACACAUCCUAGUUAAUCAGAUGCACUAAUUUGACCUUGUCAAUUUCAAAUUGGAGCGUCUUGAUAUUGCGAAAGAGAAUUGGUCAUACCCGCUCUACUCCAAUCAUAUAAAAGUUGGCAAAGUUUUUUCAGCCUCUCCCAAAGUUUGAACUUAGGAUUUCCAUGGAUUUCCUCAUGCCAAGCAUAACUCACCAUAGCCUUGACCUCCGGAUUGUCUGCCCAGCGAGCAUCAAAUCAAAAUAGGGGUCGGCUAUUUCGCACAUACGGCUUAUCGGACAGGAGCAAGGCUCUAUGAUCAGAUCCCUGGUCUAUAAAAUGUUUGACAAGGG
Linum trigynum is the source of this 3535-nucleotide messenger RNA. NCBI's taxonomy places the organism in Eukaryota, Viridiplantae, Streptophyta, Magnoliopsida, Malpighiales, Linaceae. The record is from the annotation of a GenBank genome assembly.